CGGUUCUCUUCAAGUAUUAAUAUCAAAAUCCACCAGAAUUUUCUGUUAAUCCCUACCACACUCAAACUCUCGCUCUUUAGAGUUUAUUUUAUUCUUAGUCUAUUUUAAUUACUAAUAACUAAGAAAGAUUUAAAUAUCAAUUAAUCAAAAGCUCUCCAGGAUCAAGAUAAACUACGAAAGACACCCAGAUAACUGCUAUUAGAAGCAAUCUCUGUGUUCUAUAGAUUUGAUUUUUUUUUCCGGCGAAACUUUGUUUUCUGCGUUUAAAUCACUUACCUUGUUAUUGGGUGUUUGGGUUUUUGUUCGGAGAAUGUCACGGUGCUUACCGUUUCCACCGCCGGGGUACGUGCGGAAUGGAGUGAGUGGGGGGGCUCUUUUGGAGCUGAUUAAGAGAGAAAGGGUGAAGGCUGAGAGGGAAAAGAAGGAGAAAAGGAGAAGCAAGAAAGACAAGAGGAAAGAAAGGGAGCAAGGAGAGAUUUGCCAGAAAAAACCUGGUCAUCAUGAAAGGCAUAAGCGUUUGAGGAGCAAUGAAGGUGGAGGAAGAAGUGAUAAUCAAGGUAAAACUGAAUAUGGAACCCAGGAGAUGGAGUCGAGCAGCCUCACUGAAGAGCUUAUGCAGCCUAUAUCUGACAGCUUUUAUGAGUCUUCAGACAACAGCCAAAGCAUUCAUAAGAAAAGAAAGAGCAGAUCCCGAAAUGAAUCCCAUAAUGAUGGAAACAUUGUUCAGAUGGAUAUCCAGCAGCAAAAGCACAAGACUCCUGAAGCCCUAUCCCGCAAACCAGGCUGCUCUAACAUAACGAUGGAUUCUGUAGUCCAGAAAAAGCUUGAAUUACCUGUUGACGAGCAGUUUUCUUCAGCUUCUGGUGUGCCAGCUACUGAUGUCCAAGUGUUUGUUCCACCAGCUCUAAGAGAGCUCUGUCAUUCCUUUCAGACAGCUAGGAUCUAUAUGGAUGAGAAAUCCAAAAUGACUCUGCCAGAACAAUUCAGAGAGUUAGUGGAAAACUGGCUUCCCUGUCCCCUGCAGAUUGAGCAAUUUGAUGUUGGUGAUCAAAAGGGGCUCUUUGAGAGGAAGUCGCCCAGAGGCCACAUUUGCGAGACAUCCAAUGCUAGCAAUGAUGUCCUGUAUCAUGGAUACUCUACUUCAUGUCCCUAUGGUCAGUAUUUGCUCCACACCCUUUUAAUACUGGAUUCUGGAGUCCAAAAGAAGCUUGAAUUGGAUCCUACACCUGUCAAAGAGCAACUUUCAUCUGAUUGUGGUGUGCCUGCUACUGAUGAGAAGUCUGAAAUGGCUCAACAUCCAGCUGCUCUGAAAUUAGCUUGCUGCAGAUAGAAUCACAAUUCAGAGAGUUAGUCGCGAAGUGGCUUCCACUUUCCUUGCAGGCUGAGCAUUUUGACAUUAGAGAUCAAUACUGGCUCUUGGAGAUGAAGCAACCCAGGAGCGACAUAAGUGACACAUCUAAUGCUAGUUAUGAUGUUUUACAUCAAGGAGACUUCACUCAGUACCCAUGUGCCCAAAUCUUGCCCCAGGCUAACAUAUAUGCCUUGCCGUAUACAGUACCAUACUAAAUCUGCUAUGAGGAAAAUGACUGGUUUAAGAUUUUUUUUUAAUCUAUUAGGUUGUCGGCUGCCCUUUUUGGUCUAUAAACAGUUUGAGAAUAGACAUAUACCUGAAGUAGAAUUGCUGGUUGUGUAACCCGUAGCAUGGUAAAGAAUCUGGCAAGAUGAAGCCAUCUUUCUUGUACUCCUGGUUUUACCGUUUAUCAAUACAUGUAAAAGUGCUGACAUUCUGAAUUUGAUUCACUUAUUAUUUGAUAUUUCCAGUUACA
This is a messenger RNA of Theobroma umbraticum, 1826 nucleotides long. RefSeq lists its product as uncharacterized. The record is from RefSeq and is a predicted model, not a curated record. NCBI's taxonomy places the organism in Eukaryota, Viridiplantae, Streptophyta, Magnoliopsida, Malvales, Malvaceae.